Messenger RNA from Cheilinus undulatus (humphead wrasse), 1251 nucleotides. It is a transcript of the gene ribc1, whose product is annotated as RIB43A domain with coiled-coils 1. The transcript has 8 exons. The record is from RefSeq and is a predicted model, not a curated record. Bases 90 to 1226 code for a protein of 378 amino acids. NCBI's taxonomy places the organism in Eukaryota, Metazoa, Chordata, Actinopteri, Labriformes, Labridae.
GUGACCAGCCUCACUCUGAUAUUGUUAUCCUUCGAUUAAUCAAAAUUCGCGUCAUUCCUUACCUCUAGGGGUCAUUUGAAACUGAGAAAAUGUACAAAGUGGAUUUACCUUUAGACCAGUCCAUUGAAAAGGCCGUGGAGAGAAGAAGAUCAGCAGAAACAGCUCGCAAGGCUCGGAUCUUCAACACGCGGCUCCGUGUGAUGGGCCUGGAUACUGAUGCUCUCAACCAACAAGUCCAGGAGAAAAAACACAAGCAGAACAUGGAGAUACAACGGGACAAAGCUUAUGAUCAGUUGAGAAAGAUGCAUGAUGAAGCACUGCUGCAGCAAGAAUCUGCUGAAAAAGAGAGACGAGCAACUUUGCAGACUGACCUUGCCCAGUGUUGGGCCACUCACCAGCGGGUGGAAGACUCCAGUGAUGCUGAUCUUAAGUGUGGCCUGAAGGGGGCAUUCAGGAUCACUAUUCCAGAGGCUGAGCUUGGGCCUGCCAGCAUGCAGAUCUUUCAGGGUGAGGGUGCUGGAGAGAAGGAACGGAGGAGGGAACAAAAAAGACAGACAGAAGGAGACCUGCGUGCACAAAAGGAGGAAAAUGAGAGAAGAUGUAUGAGAGAGAAGCACAAAGAGAUGCUCAUGAGCAAAGAGCUUGUGUAUGAGGACCUGAGGGGGGUUCGGCGGCACACACAGGAGGAAGAGUGCAAGAAGGCUGCCCGUGUUGCCCUCGACAACUACAAUCAAGCUCUGGCUGCAGAGCGAGCACAGAACCUGAAGGAGCAGCUCAGGAGAGAGGAGAGGGAGAGUCUGGAGGAGGUGUGGCACACGCUGACGUCAGACAUGAUGACGGAGUGUGCGGAGGCAGCUGAGAGACAGGGGGCUGAUGGGAAGCCCCCUCAGGUGCUGGUCGACAAGUGGAAAGGGAUGAGACCUGAGCAGCUGGGUGCCAUCUACAGGGAGAGAGAGGAACAGCGUCUCCAGAAACAGAGACAACAUGACAACGAGAAAGCUCAGACUGCUGCCUGGGAAAAGCAGCUCCUGAAGCUGUCGAGAGAGGCGGAGGAGGAGGAGAGGAGAGCGGCUCAGCUGAGAAGAGUGAAAAGGAUUCAGACAGACCUUGACAACAUGCAGCUGGCCAGAGAGCAGCAGGCACACCAGGACUACCUGAACAGGAAGCUGUACACCAACAGACCCACAAAGGAGUACUUCUAUCAAUUCAACACCAGCUCCCGUUGACUGACACCAGCUUGUGACAACGUGC